Cervus elaphus (red deer) is the source of this 1397-nucleotide messenger RNA. RefSeq names its product putative protein ZNF720. The coding region runs from base 321 to 818 and encodes 165 amino acids. Lineage: Eukaryota; Metazoa; Chordata; Mammalia; Artiodactyla; Cervidae. The record is from RefSeq and is a predicted model, not a curated record. Gene Ontology annotation, biological process: regulation of DNA-templated transcription. The transcript is spliced from 6 exons.
GUUUAAAUGAGCGAUAGAGAGUUCUGGUGAGUUUGUUUGUUAGUUUAAAACCCGGAUGUCGUCGUCCCACGGCCUGUUGUCCUUCACACGUGGGUUUCGGGGGUCUCUGUGGACGUUCAAGAAUCCCUGCUGUGUCAGUGGCCGUGGAGGAUUGUGAUUUGUACCUGUUGAGAUUCUCCCUCUGUGUGGGGCUGUGUUACAGGGAGCUCGCUGUGGUUUUCUAAGUAUUGAACAGCCUAUUUUCAACCCUCGGGUCACUUCCCAAGACUGAUCUUACCUGAGAAGGAAGACCAGAGGAGAAGGAGAUCAAGGAGUCAGAAAUGAUUCCUUCCGAGGCUAAUUCUCUAAAGCAUGGAAACAUACCAAGCUCACUUUCUCACCUGGACUUUCAAGAGUUCCUCGAGAGGAUGCCCUGUGCCUUCGGAUGGCUGACAUUCUGGGAUGUGGCCAUGGACUUCACUCAAGAGGAGUGGGAAAGCCUGGACCUCGGUCAGCGGGAAUUGUACACGGAUGUGAUGUUGGAGAACUACGGGAACCUGGCCUCCUUGGGGCUUAUCUCUAAGCUGGACCUGGUCGCAUUGCUGGAGCAACUGAAGGAUCCCAGGAAUAUAAGGAGAAUGGAGACAACAGCCAUUUACCCAGGAUCAAGUGAAGGAUUCCUGGACUGUAAGCAAAGUGGACAAACCAGCAGCACAUCCAGGCACAUGGCAGUGGGUGGAGCAGAUGACUCAGAUGAAAAGGACGAGAAUCAUGGAGGAAGCAAUACUUUGUCGUGUGCUUUGCGAAGAUCUGCUUCAAAGGAAGUGACUCUGGGUUAGUCUUGGUUUAUUUCUGUCACUGUCAUAGAAGGUCAUCUCUUGACCCAUUCUUGAUUCUUUUUAUCAUUUAUGUAUUUCUCUCCAGUGAUUAAUUUUCACAUUCACAAUGAGGACAAGAAUUCUGGUCUUGGCCUGGGACAAAUGGCAUGACCUGAUGGCUCCUCCAUUGAGCCAUUGAGGAAGUUUCAUGAAAAACUGUGUGGAUUUCUGAGUAACUAUAUUGAGCCCUUUUAAAUCUUCUGAUUCUCUCUCUAGUCAGAAGUGUGUGAGUGGAGUCGUGAACAAACUGCCACACUUCUGGGACUACUUGGGAAAGAUACUGUUUGUUUUCUACCCUAUAAUUUCAAAUCCUUGGAAACUACACGUAUGAUCUGAUAAAUUUCCUCCUCAAAUUCUUUCUUCACUGCUUAAGACACCUCCUUUAAAUGAGCAAUUGCAAACCUGAAUUUUACUUCAAAGUUUCUCUUUUUAUUAGAUGAACUAACAUGGUUUUCAUUCCAAUCCCAAAAUCCCAAAGAAUGCUCAAACUACCACACAGUUGCACUCAUCUCACAUGCUAGCAAAUUAAUGCUCAAAACU